Molecule: messenger RNA, 1410 nt
Organism: Gorilla gorilla gorilla (western lowland gorilla)
Lineage: Eukaryota; Metazoa; Chordata; Mammalia; Primates; Hominidae
Gene: NPM2
Product: nucleophosmin/nucleoplasmin 2
Exons: 9
Coding region: 317-1195 (292 amino acids)
Biological process (GO): chromatin remodeling; positive regulation of DNA replication
Cellular component (GO): nucleoplasm; cytoplasm; nucleolus
Molecular function (GO): histone binding; chromatin binding; RNA binding
Source: RefSeq, a predicted model, not a curated record
UUGGCCCUGUAGCAUCGCUAGUCGUGCUCCCCAGUGUGCUCCCCGCCCCCUGCCGCGGCGCCUCCCGGCUCACCUCCCCACCCCACCUGUCUGCUGCGGCUCUCCGCGGGAGAUCUCACCGUUCUGGAGACAGGGCUCGCUCGCUCUCACUGUAUGCUGGAAGAACGGGCUGUCUGGGCCUUAGGAAAGGCCCAUGCUGUAUAAGGCAUGGGGAAAGGAAAGGAAGAAGGGCAACGAACAAGAAGGAGGGCUUCCAACUGCAGCUUCCUGCCGGCUGCAGGCCUCCCUUCCUAAGCUGAGCUGAGGCUUCCUCUCCAUGGGCUGGGGAGGGGGCGCCAGGAGGCCUCGGCGGGUCCGCAAUUGGCCCGGACAGCUUCUCACGAAAGGUCCUGGGCCGGCAUCAUCAGCCUCACCUGGGAACUGGUUAGAACUACAAAUUCCCUCGGCCCCACCCAGACCGACGCCAAGGGCAGCUGUGGAGUGGGGCGCGGCAAUACGCGCGUUAACAGCCCUCCAGCUGCCCGGCCAGCCCGCUUCUCUGCCCGGAGCCAUGAAUCUCAGUAGCGCCAGUAGCACGGAGGAAAAGGCAGUGACGACCGUGCUCUGGGGCUGCGAGCUCAGUCAGGAGAGGCGGACUUGGACCUUCAGACCCCAGCUGGAGGGGAAGCAGAGCUGCAGGCUGUUGCUUCAUACGAUUUGCUUGGGGGAGAAAGCCAAAGAGGAGAUGCAUCGCGUGGAGAUCCUGCCCCCAGCAAACCAGGAGGACAAGAAGAUGCAGCCGGUCACCAUUGCCUCACUCCAGGCCUCAGUCCUCCCCAUGGUCUCCAUGGUAGGAGUGCAGCUUUCUCCCCCAGUUACUUUCCAGCUCCGGGCUGGCUCAGGACCCGUAUUCCUCAGUGGCCAGGAACGUUAUGAAGCAUCAGACCUAACCUGGGAGGAGCAGGAGGAAGAAGAAGGGGAGGAGGAGGAAGAGGAAGAGGAAGAUGAUGAGGAUGAGGAUGCAGAUGUAUCUCUGGAGGAGGAAAGCCCUGUCAAACAAGUCAAAAGGCUGGUGCCCCAGAAGCAGGCGAGCGUGGCUAAGAAAAAAAAGCUGGAAAAAGAAGAAGAGGAAAUAAGAGCCAGCGUUAGAGACAAGAGCCCUGUGAAAAAGGCCAAAGCCACAGCCAGAGCCAAGAAGCCAGGAUUCAAGAAAUGAGGAGCCACGCCUUGGGGGGCACGAUGCAAAGUGGGCCUUCCCUGGGCUGUGCUGCAGGCACAGGGUGCCCCUGUCCAGCCCCUCCAUCUGUGUCUGAAUGCAACAGGGGUGUUGCGGGGGCAACAUGAGAGCCCCUCACCCCCAACUCUCCACUUUCAGGAGGCCCCCAGUGAAGAGCCCCACCUCGGGGUCACAAUAAAGUUGCCUGGUCAGGA